CUUUUGUUUUAUCGCGAUGCCGCAGUGACCCGCCUGUUGUAUCGACCGAUAAUAUGAUCGAGUAACUCACAUGGAUAUUGUUCUUCUUCGAUACGCAACCUGCUGCGCCUGUUUCGGGGAUGAAAACUACUCGCUGUCCUGAGAAUUCAUCCGCGGCGUAAUCGUCGCCAACCUGGAGUUUUGCUUCAUCGCAGCCUCGGGAGGGGGUGGUCCGAUGUUGGCCCCUCCCGUGGCCCAGGGGGCAGCAGGGCGGCCCGUCGGCGGUGCAGGUGCAGGUGCAGGAGGCCUGGGAAAUCGCGGACAACAGUCCGUCGGUCCUGCGGCCGCGCUUUGGCCUUUGACCCCGACGCAGUCCUCGGCUCCACCCGCCGGACAGUCCCAGGGCACGCCGCCGCUUCCAGCCACCCCUGCGCCAGCCCACAGCCAAGGCUUGAAUCGAUAUGGAUUGUACUCGUUGUUUCCCGGCAGUAAUCCCGGUGGUUACGUUGCCGCAACACCGGCAACACCUGGACCACCGCCCACCAGAGCUUACCACGCGACAACUCACAAGGUUUCAGAGAGCGUGUUUUCAGCCGCCGUCGGCGUCGGCGUCGGCGUCGGUGGAUACACUUGGGGGGCUCCCACGCCGCCCCCCGGUUCGCCCUACAGUCCUGGACCCGUGACGCAGCUGGAGCUUUUGGCCAAGAAUCUGGCGAGUCUCGCGCCUCCGGCACAACAAGCUCUCAGCCUUCAGGGCGUCGGGGUGAACGUGGGGAGCCUGCAUCACGCCCAGCACACUCAGCACACUCAGCACACUCUCAACCUCGCCGGGCUUCACCAUCUUCAUCACGGCGGAAUUCACCAGAGUGCCGGAUUUUCGCCGCAGUUAUCUCUGGUAACCGGAAACGCGCCGACGUUGACGAUAAACAGUUUUUCAUCGCCGAAUUCGGCACCCUCGCCGACGACGGGUGUCCUCCUCCAGGAUUACCAAUCGCCGAUAUCCUCGAACACGAUCAGCUGCCCGACGUCUCUUAGCUCGUCGACGUCGGGGGCUGGAAACGGAGCGACGACGAGCGGCAGCGCGAUGCUGAUACAGGGGACGACCUACCAGGGCAUCGCCAAGAGGAGGGAGGCCUUUCUACCCAGUCAAGGACAGCCGAUUAAACUUGAAAACAAAAGCAGGCAGCCUUGCGUCUGCAGGAACACUAAUGGCAAGACGAAAAUCGUUCAUUCGGACGCCGGAUGCAGCAGGACUCUGCCGAUCGUCUCGUCCUGGAACGGGCAGCAGGAUAAUAUCGGUACGAAUUGCAGCGCGAUCAGCUCGGCGACGACCCUCGUCAAGAGGGAACCUAUUACCUCGGUUCCGUGCCAGGUCGCCGAAGUCUCCACGUCUUUGCACGCCACUACAACCGCUGUUAAAAUCGAACCGCUUCCUCCGAAGUCGGAAAACGGUAUCGUAGUGUCAAAUUCGGGGGGUGGUAUUCCCGUGGGAAUAGCAGUCGCCCGUCAGAGGCUGCAGCACCAGGAAACGUCGUCGUCGACGACGAGGAACGUCUCCUUGAGUCAUCACACGUCUCACCACGCGAGCUAUCAUCACUUCCAGCCGGACACUAUGGGAGGUACCGCGGCCAUGACAGUGGGCGGGGCUACGCUGGUGCAUUGUGGGGCCGCGGGGGAAGAUCGGCCUGCCCACCUGACCAUACCCUCAGCCACACUUCCGCCCGGGCUGAACGCCGCCCUCAAUUCAACCCUGAAUUCAACCCUCGGGAGCCUCGGGAACGCCGCCGCCGCCGCCGCCGCCGCCGCCGCCACAACCGCCACGGCUUGGCCACACACUUUUUGGCAGUAUCCAACCGCAGCGAUGCCGAUGGACCCUGUGGGCUUCCCUCAAAUGGGAAUCGGAGGUCUUCAAGGCGGUCUUCAGCUCGUCAGGGACCCGUCAACCGGACACCUUCUUCUCAUACAUGCCACAGCAGAACAAGUUCAGCAGGCUGUGGUUUGGCCAAACUACUCGGGUAACAGCGGAGGCAACGUUGGUCCCCCACCGCUUUUGCUGCCUCCGCCCCCGCCCCCGUCUCUACAACUUCUCAGCGAUAUUGGGGGUGCUCGUAUCGUACUCACCGACAGCAAACGGAAACAGCAGAACAACUUACCCAUUGUCAAAAUCGAAGCUGAUUGCAGCAACAGUCCGACUACUAUCAUUACAUCCGCCGAAUCGACGAAAGCUCUGCAAACUGUGACAUCGAUGUCCGGCGCACUGAUUCCCGAUUCGCCACUCGUUACCACCCUCCAUUAUUAUCCGCAUGCACCAGCUCUGGUGCAAAUCAGUCAGGCGGAACCGGCUCACUGCAGGUCACAGGCGACUUCACCAGUUUCCUGCCUCACACCGCCUCCGGAAUCGACGUCCAUACCGGUUAUCGAAACGCCGGAAGUGACACCGAUCGGUGUUCAGGACGCCUCGAAUCAGACGGACUCGCCUGACGAUGAGGAGAUUCCAGUUCUUGACGCCGUCGUCAAGCAGGAACAGAAUUUGAGCCCCUGCCAAAUGCUAGGAAGUAGCAGCAGCAACGCGAACAACACGACGAAUUUCGAGACAGUCUCGUCGCCGGAGAAGUUCUGCAACAUCGUGAGGAUCACAAGCGUGAACAGUAGCAGCGUUUGCAAUGUCGUCGGCAAGGUCGAGAAGACCGAGAACACGUCAAUCGGCGUUCACGAGUGUCCCGGGUACUCGACGACCAGUCCAACGAGGCUGGACUGCGACGUAGACAGGAGCAUUACGUCUGUUGAUAGAACGAUUGAGCACGUUGUUAACUGUCAUGCCCAGGAAGAGAGGAUCGUGUCGGAUCUUAGAUCCGGGCUUAAGAUCAUCGAGAUAACCGAGGAGAACUGCGACAGUUUUCAUGAGAAUUUGGAGUUCUUUAGCAGGCGGAAGGGAUCUGACCAUUCGGUAAAGGUCAGCGAACUUGGCAGACCUCAGUCUUCGGCUGUCGAAGAGAGGAAGGAGAAGGGUUGCGGAACCACCGGCGUCGCCGGGGUCAAGACCAAGGUCGAAGCCGUCGAGGCUCCUUCGGUCAGGAUCGAAGAACUUAAAGUUGAGAACUUGAACGCUUCGCCGAAGAAGAUCAAUUUCGAUCCUUCGUCAAAGGCUUCGGCGCAGAAUUCUAACUGCGUGAGCUGUCAUGCGAAAUUAGAAGCUCCGAGUCUUCAUAAUCAUUCCGAUGUUGUCAAGAAGUCUUUCGACAUGCCGUCGAUCGACUCUGAGGAACAAAAUUGCAAACAAGUCGUUGUUAAGAUGGAAAAAGAGGACACGUUUACAGAUUGUAUUUACUCGCAAAAACCGCAACCCCAGACGCAAACGAUCCUGCAUUCCGGUCAGCUUCAAACUAACGAGAAAUCGAAGUGUCAGGAGAGGAUUGGCGAACCGGCGAAACGACACUCGGUGGAAAAGUUUCAUCCCGGUAUCGAGAACGUGGUUGAAAAAUUGAAGAAAAACGCGGCUGCUGCUUUGCAGGAUAUUAGGAAAUCGGAGGAUGACGGGCAGGUGAACAGAAUCUCGAUGAAUUCCGAGAAUCAUUUGCGCGUUUUGAAAGUCGAGGAUAACGGUUGUCAGGUGAGUUCCGGCGAAAAUGUUGAGAAUGUUACUUAUACGAUGGAAAACCGGGAUCCUUUGUGGACUUCCUCCGUGAGUGAGAGGAUCAAGCACGAAGAGAAAAAUGAUAAUCUGCGAAAACCCGAGGAAUCCGGAAAGCGGAUCCCUUUGAACAACAAAAUUCCGAAUGUAAAACGACCGGAGAAUCACAGUUAUAAUUCACCGAAAAAAAAUUACGUAUUCAACAAUUACACGUUGAACAACAACCUCGAGGAACGACCUGACAACGAUAUUUCAUCCAUGAAAUCCGAAUCUCUGGUUACUCAGCCGCAGGUCUAUCCUCCGCCUCCCAAGAAGGAGUAUGUAUCAAAAAUAUCGGGAGUAAAUAGUGGCGCCAUUUUGACAACGGACGGGGCAAAGCUUCCGGUAAAAUUCACUGACACGAAAUCGAACGUUUCGAAAACGAAACUGGCGGUGGAUUUGAGCGGGCUUGAAUUGCUGUCGAACAGUAUCGAGCAGUUCGAGCACCUGAAGCCCGGCUUUGAGGCCGCGAGAUCGCAGGAAUCCGAGAGCGGCACCGAGUUUCCGGAAUCGCCGAGUAAGCUGAGAACCAUAUCUCCGCAGAGCGAAAGCAACAACAACAAUGUCGACAGCCCUUUGGGGCUGCUUUGCGCGUUGGCGGAGCAGAGGUUCAUGGAGGAAGUCGUCGGCGAUGAGCCAAAGAAAUUGUCGAUAGUCGAUAAUUCCGAGGAGAUAUCGCAAGCCGGGAGAUUGUUGUUGAAUUUGGGAAAGGCGAACGCCGUUUUAAGGGAAGAGACGGCUCGUCCCGAGAAGAGGAAACACUCCAAGGACGGUGAAGACGAGCUUUACGAGGACGCGAAGAAACCGCGGAUUGAGGCAUGCGAGAUCGCCUACGAGAGGCCGAAGAGUAGUAUUCACAAACCGUACGAGGAAUCGGCUAAUUGCAAGCAGAGCGAAUUUAAAGAGAAAACAAGACGCCAGAUCGAUUUCUCGAAUAGAAAUUUCGCCGGGUUCAAUAAUACGGCGAAGAAAGAAGAGGACGGAAAGACAGCGGAUUCAUCUGCUGAUUGCAAGGCGUUUCGAGCCGGUGGAAUUAACGGACAGGAACGGCCUGUGAACAAUUUCGAAGUUGAAAAUGGUCGCGUUCAUGGCUCUUACAAGAAGAAAUACGAAUACUACAUACGCGACAGCAAGGAUUACCUCGACGAGAGAUGUCGCGAUAAUGAUUUCACCGAUUCCGAGGUCGAGCAGAACGCCCUGGAGGGUGACCAUCUCGCUAAACACUCCCUACCCGAAAACGGGGGUGUGAAAAAUCUCCACCCUGCGACGAUCGACGACUGCCGUGAUUCCCAUCACAGGUAUCGAAGUCAACAGGCCGAAGUAGAGGCGAAGAAAUUCAUCGCCCGUAAAGGACAACCCGACGGUGACACCGAAUGGCCGAACAUGGACGCCAUGGAGCUUGACAUGCGGGUGAAGCUCGCUGAUAUUCAGAAAAAGUACAAAGAAAAGCAGAAGGAACUGUCCAGACUCACACCGAAAAAGGACGACAAAAAGGGCCCUGGAAGACCCAGGAGAAAGAGUCAUUCUUCAAGCUCGGAAUAUGACGGCGUUAUUCCAUCGCCACCGGCCCUGGAGAUGAUUGAAUCCCCGCAAAAGUCGAGGGUACGUUCUCCGGAGGUAGUAUCACCGCCUCUGACAGCUGGGGUGGUAGGAAUGCCGCGAUGCAACGUGAAUUUGGUAAAACUCGGUGAGCCCCGAAGUCACAUCAAGCUUCUGGAUAGCAUCCCGAGCAUACCGAUACCAGUGCCACCCGUUGCAUCACCAAUCACUGUCUUACCAACGAGUACAAUAUUGCAGGAUACCGAAGAGAAGAGUUUAACAAGGCUUGAAUACGAUACGUCAUCGCCUGCUCCUACUCUCACCGGCCUAAGCUCAGCAUCGAAAAAACGAAAGGUCGGUAGACCCAGGAAACUUAUGUGUGCUUCCGGUAGCAUAAGGCAUCUGACCGAAACAAUCGUGGCAAAGAAACCGAAGAGCAAAGCUUCGCUGGUUAGUUAUUUACUGGCAGCAAAAAAUCGUCACCUCCAAAACAAGUUGGUUAAUAAGACGGGCUACACACCUCUACCAUUUAAAACGUUGGGUAUAUCUGCCUCAAAGGCAAAUGCUAAAGUACAAAAAACUUCGAAGCUUUUGGCAAAAGGUAAAUCGAAACCGGUCAAGCAAACGCCGUUGCAUAACAAAAGCGUGAUCAGCUCAAUAAUAGCGGAGAAGGAAAAGUUUAGCACGAAUGCAAAGCUUGAAAAACAGGUGAGUAAGGUAAAGCCAAAAUUGAAAGCCGAGGCGAAGCUCAAGACCUGGGAAGAUGACGAAAACGGUGAAUGGAACAAUGUGGCCGAGAAUAUUCCACCCUCGGACAUCCCAUCGCGGAUUGAAUCUACAGAGGAAAUGAAAAUCAUGCCAGUCGAAAAGAGUGAACGGGACAAAGAAAAGCAUGAAAAGUCGAAAAAGAAAAAACGGAAAUCCUGCUCAUCAUCGCCGAAGAGACGAAAGUCGGGAGACCGGGAUUCAAAAGACUCAAAACGGCGGAAGUCAAUCGAGUACAAAGAGUGCAAAGAAUGUGCGAAGGUUGCGAAAACUGAGAAGAGUGAAAAGACCGCAGAGAAAAUUGAGAGUGUUACGAACAAGUGCAAACUAACUGCCGCUCAUUUGGCUAUUGAUCAGCUAAGAGUUCUUACAGCAAUGGGUGGCCUGUUUUAUGCCGGCAGGCUUAGCGCCGUACAGGCUCCUGAUGUUUACGCCAUAACUUUGGACGGCGAAAGGGGGAACAGACCACACAUUCAUCCGAGAGAAGAAAUACUCCGAGAUGCUAUUGUGGAAGUCUGCCCAACCUCUACAAGUGAAAUAACUCCUGGCACGAGACUUUGCGCUUACUGGAGUCAGCAGUAUCGUUGUCUGUACCCAGGAACAUCUGUUGAACCUUCCGAACCUGACCCUGAAUUAGAUGCAAAAUUUGUUAGCGUGGAAUUCGAUGAUGGGGAUAGCGGUAGAAUUGCUCUGGACGACAUAAGACUAUUGCAGCCUGACUAUCCGGUUGUUGAAUAUGACCCAAACCCUCUUCUCACCCUUGGUAAGCGUCGUAGACAGACUUCCUUGUCGACAGAAGAAAAACGAAUUCCAACAGGGAAUCAACAACAGGUGGUUAGCACAACGAAUACCUGUGCGGAGAUCAAGGCUAAUGAAUCUUCGAAAACUGAAGAUGCGGAUUCGAAGGUUGAUGAUGUUCAUCGCGAAAGAAAACGAUUGAAGAAGCGAAGAAGAGACAAACUGAAAAGGCUGCACGAGGCUCAGGAUGGAAAGAGGAGACAUAAGAAGCAUAAUCUCUGCGAGGAACACAGAAAACAAAAACAUAGGAAGCAUAGGAAACAUCGACGCAGGCACAGUCAUCACAGUGGUCACAGCAGUCACAGCGAAGCAAGUCAUCACAGUGGCGCGGAAAGUUGUUCGGGCCAAAAGAGUGAGGAAGAAUCAUCGAGUCUUUCGAAAGACGUAGAAGCAGAAGUUCAAGUAGAGGAAAAACAAAUUGAAGUGGAAAAGUCACAGCAGUCGCUAGAGGAAAUCGAUGAGGAAGAUGAAGAAUUGGUCGAAGAGAAGCAAGACAAGUCGAAAAAGAAUGAUAAAAAAGCGAAGCCUCGUGAACGGCAAGAAUCAGUCGAAAGUCGUAGUAAAAUGGCAGCGUUCUUGCCAGCUAGACAGUUGUGGGGUUGGGCAGGUAAAGGGUACCGGAGGCCAGGUGCUAAAGGAAGAGCAAAGAAGCAGUUUUACAAGGCGAUCAAACGAGGAAGCGAGACCAUUGAGAUCGGUGACAGCGCAGUUUUUCUGUCCACCGGAAGACCAGACCGACCUUAUAUCGGAAGGAUCAAAUCCAUGUGGGAAACGUCUAGCUCAAACAUGAUCGUCAAAGUUAAAUGGUUCUAUCAUCCCGAAGAAACUGUUGGUUGUCCCACAAAUUUGAAAUAUCCGGGUGCGCUUUUCGAAUCGCCUCAUACGGAUGAGAACGACGUGCAAACAAUAUCGCACAAGUGCGAAGUACUGCCGCUUGAACAGUACGUUGAAAAAUUGAGCAAAGAGCCGCAUAGAUACUUGACGAUAUAUGACAACAAUGACAUAUAUUAUUUGGCUGGAUACUACGAUCCUACAACUUACCUGUUGAAUAUGCAACCGGGUGUUGUUUGAGAACAGCUUAAGCUGAGGAUUAAGUUGACCGGGGUAACUUAAUCGUGUGUCAGCUAUCAAAAUUUGCUAAAUAGAUGAUAAUGUAUUCGACUAAGAACCCCGUGCGAGAAAACUUGUGACGAAGUUAAAAUCACGCUAAAUAUGACCUCAAGUGCAUGUGUAAAGUGACAAAAAUCUUCAGCAGUUAAGGCCUUAUUUUGGCCUAAAAAAAUGGUGAAACCCAAAGUUAAACAUCGAGGAUAUUUUAUAAGCAUCGUCUUCACCUGUGAUUUAUCUAUAUCGUGUAACGAUUUCAUAAAUGGGUAAAUAACGAUGACUGGCAAAAGAAUUUUCGGUAUCGUUUAAAUCGCUUUUGAUAAACAGCGGUGAUAAAUUCUAAUUACAACUACCCGGAAGUUGUGCAAAUCAAUUUGACAAAACGGAAUAACAAAUCUGGAUGAAGUUUGAAACCUGGUAAAUAUGUUAUAUGUCCAUCAUUCUCGUAUGGUAAACAUUUACCAGCGAAAGUCAUGCGAAACUUCUUAAAGAUUUUGAAAUGCAACAGUGACGCGAGUGAAAAACGAGAAGACAUUUUUCUCUCCAUGUAGUGAGCUUAUAAAAAAAACUUCUUGAAUACAGCCAUGACCUUGAGCCUUCGCUUGACAAGAUAACAUCGCGAAAGUUCAAAUUACAAAAUGAAAUACAAGUUGAACACUUGACACGUAUGUAAAACAGGAACGACAUUUUAAUACAAGUGAAUAUUUGUAUUUUUAAGAUACAUACAGUAUUUAAAUUUAAUGAGGCGAGGUUUAUCGUCAAACACGUUAUUGAACGGUGAUGUUUCAAUAUUGUUUAUGUUUUCAUGUUUUCCAUCCGAUUCCAAUCAAUUACGAGAUUGGUAAGUGCAGCUAAAAUCGGAAAAGAUGCAAUAAUAAACUGCACCGAAAGGCAUUAAAUGCAAACAAUGGUGGCUAAAGAAUCUGUAAAUAUUGUAAAUAUAUUUGAAUUUUCAUCGUUGAUUUAUAGUUGUACAAAAAUAUCAUAUUAUUAAUAAUAAUCAUGAACAUCGUAAUAAUAGAUCGUAUUAUAGAUUCAAGAAAACGCCUAUUCGCUUAAGAUUAAUUUACUCUUCAAGGAAUCAGUUACGACGAAGCGAAUGCAGAAUAUUUUGUAAAGAGUUUCCGCAGUCAGGACCAGCCUUUUUCCAAGUUACGCAUGGCGUCGGUUAUUGCCAUUUAUAAAAAUUUAUUUAUACCAGCUAUACGAUAAGAAAAAAUUCUUGCAUUUCAAAUAAUCUGCAUCUACACUCACAGGUCUCGGUGAAAGUCCGUCAAAUGAAUAGAUAUAUAAUUACGCUUGCAGAAUAAGUCUUUUACCUGAUGCAACUAUACAAAUUUAGUGAAAUAUUACUUACAAUUAGUAAUCAUCUCGUGUAUUCAUGCUCUGCGAAUUUCGAUACCACGAUCAAUU
Diprion similis is the source of this 9271-nucleotide messenger RNA. RefSeq lists its product as uncharacterized. The transcript is spliced from 19 exons. Gene Ontology annotation, molecular function: chromatin binding. The record is from RefSeq and is a predicted model, not a curated record. Lineage: Eukaryota; Metazoa; Arthropoda; Insecta; Hymenoptera; Diprionidae. Bases 215 to 7822 code for a protein of 2535 amino acids.